GAUUGAUUACAAAUUAGAGAGUGUUCCAAAACAAAUUUCUUUCCUUGGCAAUGCUUAGAUUGAGACGUACCUGUUUGUUUUUUAGUAGCACACUUCUAAAGAUUUUGUUCUCGAUAGUUCAACUUCAAUCGAUGUUCCAAUCAAAUCUCCGGCGGUGUUAAAUUGAAAGGUACUUCUUCAGUUCUUCGUGUUCUGAUGUCCGUUAGGUUUUGAUUGUAAGCUUUUGAUCUUUCCCAAAGACAGACCUAUCAACCCAUUCAAUCACAGAGAGAGCCGACGCUUUGAUUGUAGCCUUUUCCACCCAUUUUCUCCUUUCUUUUCACCCUAUUUAACUUCUGGCAUAUCCAUUUGUCUUCGAUCAGUUGGGCGCCGGUUUUUGGUUGAUCCAGAUUGGCAUGUGCGCGUUUCAUUUCCAGACGCUUUUAUCAGGUAUUUACUGUGUACACUCUUGUAGAUCUUCUUCAAGUCGUGAAUUUGUGCAGCGUUUGUUUGUUUCUUUCCUAUAAUCACUCAUCCAAACCCUCUUGAAUUGAGUUCUCUUAACCUGCAAAUGACUGCAUUUUUUGGCUCUUCGUCGGAAUUCGAAAUUUAUUUGGCAAGUAUUUUGAAGAAGAGUAAUCCCACAAAGCACUACCGAUUAAGUUGGUUCGUCUGCAAAUUAAUGCAUUUUACCUUCUGGGUUUUCCUUGUUAGGCUGUGAAUUGGUUAUGCAAGUGUGGGAGAGGAGAGGAAUGGUGAAGAUUUUAGGGGAAAUCAUAGUCAAUCCUGGUGAUAAGGGGCCUUUUUGAUAGAUGAGGGCUUUGAAUUUGUAGGAGAUGAGUCGGUCUCCUUCAUUUUCUGUGAAGUCUGGACUUAGUGUGAAGGUUGAGCCAAAAUAUUUGCGCCAGUGGGUGGUUGCCUUUUGUAUCAUCAGGUUUGAUCUGGAGCAGGGUCAGCUCAUUGAAGAAUGCUACCCACCUGGUUGUCUUACUCAUGAUGAGGAGCUCGAAAUUGCAUUUAGUUCCUUUCCUGAUUCUAUUUCCCAGCAUCAGAACCGGUCUAGCAUUCAUGACUGUAUAUUCUUUUUUAGAUUCCGUAGAUCAGAAAAUUCUCAACCAGGAAAACUUUCUUCAUCAGAGAUAACAGAAGUGGAUGAUGAUGAUAAAAAUUUGCCCAAGUCCAGGAAGGAAGACGUGCUUGGAAGAUUGGAAGGUAAAAGAAAAAUAUAUGGUUCAAGAUUUUUGUAUGGUUUUGUAUUUAAUAGGCAGAGACAUGAUGAAAGGCUAAAGCGAGGUGGGGAACAAAAAUCUGUAGUUAUUUUAUCCGACUGUCCUUACUCUAGUGUGUUUAGACCUCUGUUGCAAAUCAUGGGUCCUCUGUAUUUUGAUAUUGGAAGGAAGGCUCUUGAGCACAUAGCCGCUUAUGUAUCAUUAUGGCCUGCGCCUGCACCUGGUAAACUAAUGGAGCUUCCUAUUGGGAAUGCUGCACUAAAAGUAAACUUGCCGCCUGCUCAUAGCUUGCCCUUGGAAAAUGGAAUUUUGUUUGAAGACUCGGCCUCCUCCAUGGCUCCUUUGCUUCCAACGAAUCAAUCAAUUCCUCAGGGUCUUUUCCAUGAUUCAGAUCUUUUUGGCACGUUCAGGGGACUUUUAUUGCAACUUUGGGUGUUGUGGGAGUUGUUACUUGUUGGUGAGCCCCUUCUUAUCAUAGCACCAACACCUCCCCAGUGUUGUGAGGCUGUUGCUGCUCUUGUUAGUUUGGUUGCACCACUCCUUUUUAGUGUUGAUUUCAGGCCUUAUUUCACCAUCCAUGAUCCAGAAUUUGUCAAAUUAAACUCACUUCAAGAAGGGAACACUUUUCCUCCUAUGAUUUUGGGAGUGACGAAUCUCUUUUUCCUAAAAGCUCUUCGCAAUGUCCCGCACAUUGUUUCAGUUGGAACCCCUACUAAUUCAAAUCGGCUUCCCUCUGGUGCCAGGUCCUCUUCCAGCAGAAUUUCUGCUAGACCUGAGGGAUUUGGUUUUCAGCAGCUUUCAUUGAAGAAGUUUUCUCCUUCAAGUUUGUUGAGUGCUGUUAAGUUGAAGAGAGAUGGUCCUUUAUGCCUCAUGACAGAGCACAAGGAAGCCAUUUGGAGCACCUAUGGUGCAAUAACAAAACCAGACACUUCUAUCUUGAAUAGACUUAUUGAUGCAGGCGCAUCCCCCAGAAUUGAGGAGUCCAUGUCAGUUGUUAACAAUGAGAUAUUGCGUCGGCAUUUCUUGGAGCUUACUACCAACUUUUUAGCACCUUUUGGUCCAUAUUUUAAAGCCACAACACCUGCUGAAGAAUCCUCUCCAUUUGUUGAGCCUCCUUCUCUCCCUCCAUUCAGUGUUGAUGAAUUCCUCAGCAGCUUAUCAGCAAGAGGUCCAGGAAAAUUUUUACUAAAGCGGAUGAGAUCUAACUGGCUUGAUCUAUACAGACGGUUUUUGAAAGGACAAAACUUUAUGCCUUGGUUUCGAAGAAAACGUGCUGUUGCUGAACAAGAACAACAUAGACUAUGGAGGCAGGCAAGAAUGAAAACUGACAUACAACAAUUUAUAUAUAAAAUGUCCGAAUUGGAAAUUGUCGAUUCCUUCAAUGCCAUUGAGAGGCAUCUUCUUGGAGAGAUACAGCUGCAGCAAUCUGGAUGUGGUAGAGCAGUAUCUGAUGCAACUUGCCAGAAACUGAAAGGAGAUCUGCAGGCUGUGUUCAAUGUGCUUCCGAAAGACAUGCAGGAGCUCCUGCUUUCCAACCCAGAAAAGGCAGCUCUUUUACAAGCAAUUUCUUGAACUGAAAAAAGUUUCCUGGCUGCCUAUUGUGCAAGUCAUGGGUUUGUUCUUCUGCUCUGCCUUGGUAAUAUUCAGAGCAUGUCAGCGUGGUUAAAAACUGGGAGUCUAGUAAAGAGGAUCUUGUUUUGCUGCUUAACCACAACGCAUUUUGCAAUCAUUUCCUAGCAUCAUUCUGGCACCAGAUUGGUAGAGCAACUUUGAUUUGGGUACCAUUGUUCUUCUAGCUCACAGUCAGAUCUCACACUCAAUAUUCCUCCCUAAUCAUGUCAUGCAAUUUAAAUGUAUAAAAAUUUUUAAUUUUGCUUUAUCAUUUUUCUGUGUAAGCAGAUGCGCAGGGGUUGCUCCACAAGCACACUUGAGAUUGCUUCUCUUAACCUGCAAUUGGAUUUAACAGUGAUCGAACAAAGUAAGGAUCAUACUAAAUUCAGGA
Molecule: messenger RNA, 3210 nt
Organism: Malania oleifera
Lineage: Eukaryota; Viridiplantae; Streptophyta; Magnoliopsida; Santalales; Ximeniaceae
Exons: 3
Coding region: 816-2780 (654 amino acids)
Cellular component (GO): recycling endosome
Molecular function (GO): guanyl-nucleotide exchange factor activity
Source: RefSeq, a predicted model, not a curated record